CUUCUCUCUCUAAACUGAAUCCUAAGAAAGCCAAACUUCUUUUCCUUGGGAUUAUAACAGUUAGCUCUCGUGAUCAAUAUCCUCUCCUCGUCACGAGAUCAUUAUACAAAUGAAACUGUACAACCCUAAUAAUUCUCAAAUCUCAUGGGUUUCUUCUUCGCUCAAACGUUGAUGAUCAACUCCAAGUCUUUCUGUCCCGUUAUUCUCUUAUUCCUUCUUCUCCUCCUUGUUUCCUCAUCAUCAUCUCUACAAACCAAGCUCGUCAAGACCACUGCAGGCUCCGUCGACGUGCCGGCGGCGGCUCGGACGUCGUUCCAAGUGUUCUACAUCAAGAACACGUCGCCGUUCUUCUUGGACGGACAACGAGAACCGAUCGGAAUUAACAAGAAGAGGAGGAAUAAAACAAAGACGACGAUGAUGAUGAGAAGAAAGAAUAUCAAGAACAUGGAAAGGAGUAGGCCUAAUUUCUCUGGGAUGCUUCCCAAGGGUUUCGUCCCCCCAUCUGGUUCGUCUCCUUGCCACAACGAGAAUCCGAACUCGGUGGUCUUUUUCUGCGACCUUGGCUCCUCAAAGCCAUAGAGAGUGCAAUUGUUCAAUGCUCCCUCAGAUCGGAGAUAUAUGUGAAGAGAUUGGUUUUUUACUCUGUUUG
Molecule: messenger RNA, 649 nt
Organism: Morus notabilis
Lineage: Eukaryota; Viridiplantae; Streptophyta; Magnoliopsida; Rosales; Moraceae
Exons: 1
Coding region: 145-579 (144 amino acids)
Source: RefSeq, a predicted model, not a curated record